This is a messenger RNA of Caenorhabditis elegans, 1566 nucleotides long. RefSeq names its product G-protein coupled receptors family 1 profile domain-containing protein (gene ZK813.5). Gene Ontology annotation, biological process: signal transduction; G protein-coupled receptor signaling pathway; detection of visible light. Bases 36 to 1451 code for a protein of 471 amino acids. Gene Ontology annotation, cellular component: membrane. The transcript has 11 exons. Gene Ontology annotation, molecular function: G protein-coupled receptor activity. Lineage: Eukaryota; Metazoa; Nematoda; Chromadorea; Rhabditida; Rhabditidae. The record is from RefSeq and is marked reviewed.
ACAUGCUUAUCGACAUAACGCUUUUCUGAAACAGGAUGGCUAUCACAGUCGAGUACGUUCCAGAAGAAGAUACUCUUGCCAUUGUGACUAUUAAGGAAACUCAAUCGGCGAGUUUAAGAACUACAAAUGCUAUUCUGAUCGCCGCUUUAUUGGUUUCUUCUUAUUUUCUCAAUGUAUUGUUUAUUGUUGCAGUGCUUAUAACGAAAUCUUUUCGAACUACAAUAUACCUAAUGUACUGCCACCUAAGCUUUGUGAAUAUCAUCGAUCUCUCCUUCAAUAUAUUUUUUGCACUCAUUUUUGUGGCUAACGGAAACUGGAACAUGAGCAAUGGCUGGUGCACAUUUAAUGUUGCGAUUCAAGAGUUUGUACAUCUUCACACGCUUUUUGUUCUGAUGAUUAUUGGAGCUGAAAGAGCACUCGGUAUUAUUCUUGGUCCAGAAUACGUCACACAUGGACACAAAUAUCUCAGCGGAUUGCGAAUAACAGGAGUUAGCACAAUUUUGAGUUUUGUCUCAAUUUCAUUUGCCUCGGCUGUUUUCAUGAAUGUUAUUCCCACAAAGCCAUUUCGCAAUCGUUAUGUUUGUGGAAUAGACGGUGGUGGUCCAAUCGGAUAUGUGAUUGCUCGGCUUGUUGUCUAUUUUGGAUGUCUAGCAGUGAUUCUGGUAGCUUGUGGAGCAAUUCUUCAGAAACGCACCGCCGCCUCCAUAUCACCAAACACGCAGGAGUAUGCUGAAUUUAUAAAAAGGAACAGAGCAAUGCAAGAGCAUCGCAGUCGUGGGAAGCUGAUGAUUCUGAUCACGUGUGUAUUUUUAUGCAUAGAAGGUCCAUAUAUCACCAUGUGCUUCUUCUAUGAAAGUUAUAACAGCCGCGAAUUUUCCGAAGUGAGCAUCGAGUAUCCUCAGGACGCUGACACUUUGAUCACUUGGCUGAAAUUUGUGUUUCCGCUCAUCUGUCCAAUAAUCAUGCUCAGCUGGUGCAAUGAUGUGUGGACAAAAGUGAAAGAAGUGAUGUGUUGUAGAUCCUAUGACCCACCCACUAUUGGUCACAUGCCUGGCUACAGAGAUAACUCUGAUGUAUCACCAGCAUCAAGUGUCAUGACGGUUGUCGGAGGAGAGAAUGGCCCAAGAAUCAAAUCCGAAGCUUCUCCGAGCUACCAACUAAGACCGAACUGGAACCCAUCUCCAUCUGUGACAAGUUAUGAAAGCGACCCUCCAAGUUCAGUGACUCAAGAGACAAAUCUUCCUAUUACGAGUAUCCCACCAGUAUCAGUGCCAGCAUCAGCCAACUGUACUCCGUCUCCCAGUGAGACGCCCAAACCAAGAGCACAGGACGCUGGAAAAGCUCGAUCAAGUGUUCCAUCGAAGAUUCCUAGGCAGAUUCCACAGUUUAAGACAAAGCGAAAUAAUUCGAAAACUAAAAGGCCACAUGCUCCUGGAGGGAAAGCCAUGUGAAAAAACUUUGAUUCGAUAAUUACAAUUUUUAAAUAUUUGGAAAAAAAUGUGUAUUUACAAUGAAACUUUGUCAUAAAAACUUUCAUAGGAAGUAUGAAUGAAGUUGCAAUAGAUA